AUGUUCCCCUUCCCGCUCCUGCCCUCCUGCGAAACGCACGACAACCGCACCGUUGUGCUUUCUCGCGGGGCGCGGAUACCACGUCACUUCCCAGAUACCUGCUGCCCCCUUCCCUCUCGCACCGCGGCGACUGCUGUGUCUCUUUCCCGCCCGGGGCGCGAGGAGCCAUCAGAGCCGGCGGCCGCGCAACGGCGGCUCCCCUUCUUCCUCGUCCGGUCGAGACACCGCCACCGGGCGCUCGCGAGCAGCAGCAGCAGCGGAAUCCGUUCCCGUUCUAGUCCAGCAGCCCUGCAUCAUCCCGUCCUGCGCGCGCGGUCAUCUAGGGCGACGGGAGGCUAUGACUCCCCAGAUUAUGAGCCAACGCUUCCUGUAUCCGAAAAGUCCAAUCCCCUGACGCGUGACAUCGACCGAGCUUCAGCCAAUUGCAUUGUGAGGAUGUUACAGGCCUGUGACGCCCAAAUGUUUCAAGAGGAGACAGAUGCAACCUAUCAGAGGCUUUUGAGUGACCAAGUGGUGAAAACUGUGAUGGAGGUUGCGAGGAGGGUGGAGCUCAUUCUUCAGGAUCCUCAGGACAGCCUUGUUGUACUGAGCGGAUGUGGGACCUCUGGUCGACUGGCUUUCCUCACGGCGUCAAGCUUCAACAGAGAGCUGAGGAAGCUGGACCAGAGUUUGAUUUAUUCCUACAUCAUUGCAGGAGGAGACAGAGCUCUGCUUUCCUCCCAAGAAGAUCCUGAAGAUGACCCCGAACUGGGCAUGCUCAGUCUGAAGAAGGUCUGUGAGGGGAAGAAGCAGGUUUUGUUCAUUGGCAUUUCCUGUGGAUUAUCUGCUCCAUUUGUGGCAGGUCAACUGGACUUCUGCCUGCAGCACCCUGAGGUCUACACUCCUGUACUGAUUGGCUUCAACCCCACACAUCAAGCCAAGGAUGAGCCCAUACGUGGCUUCACGUUCACAUUUCGCAGUGUGGUUCAAAGGAUGCAGGAGCUGACUAAAAGUCAAGCAGCCUUCCUUAUCAACCCGGCAGUUGGGCCGGAAGCCAUCAGUGGCUCUUCGAGGAUGAAGGGAGGCAGUGCCACUAAAAUCCUCCUGGACGUUGUCUUGUCUGCUGCUCAUGCUGCUGCCUUCACAAACACACCCAUCACAUACACGGGCAUCCUGCAGCACAUGAGAGCAUAUGAGAAAACUCUGGACGUCACAUACGCUCAGAGUGAGGGGAUAAGUACUCUGGUGGAGGCAGCUGGACAGAGUUUGCGGUUUGGAGGGCGCGUGUGUUACCUGGGCUGGGGCUCCCUGGCUGUGCUUGGCCUCAUUGACGCCAGUGAGUGUAACCCCACGUUUGGAGCAGACUACGAGGAUGUUCGUGGCUUCAUGAGUGGAGGAUACAGACAGCUUAGCAACAAUGAGGGUCCCCUGACUUCACUGGGACCUCAGUUUUGCAUAGCACAUGAGGAUUUUCUGCGUUUAGUUCUGCCCUGUCUCAGUGACCAGGACACUGUUCUACUUAUCUACACACACUCUGACAAUGUCAGUGAAGUGGCGAAGCUGGCACGCAGAGUGAGAGAGAAGACGUCCAACCUCCACGCUGUUUAUCACCACGCUGAUGGAGACACUGCAGCUGCUAUACACCAAGGUGGCAUCAAUAAGCUGUGUUCAUCUGCACUAAAAAUCACUUGGCCGACACCUGCUUCAGGGAGCUUACUACACAUGCAGUGGGAGCUGUCCACUAAACUGGUGUUGAACGCUGUGAGCACCGGAGCUCACGUCUUAAAGGGGAAGAUUUACCAGAACCACAUGAUCGACGUGCAGGUCACCAACAGCAAACUCUACCGCAGAGCCUCACGUUUACUUCAGAAACUGUGUGGUCAUCCUGAGUCCAAGUGUGAGGAAGCUCUUUUGAAGGCUAUCUACCGAGCGGACAAGCUGACACUGGACAUUGCAUCCUCUGAGAUUACCCUGCACACACACGCUGCCAGAAACAGGACCAAGGUGGUCCCUCUGGCUUUGGUCUGUCUACUGACUGGUUGGUCUCUCCCAGAGGCAGAGUCUCAUUUGGAGCAACAGCCAAUCAUAAGGGAAGCUGUGGAGGCCUGGCUCUCAUAAUGUCACACACAUGCAGUACAUUCAUGUAUUGACUCAGUCCUCUAUUUCCUCUAUACACAGAGGUCAGAGGUCAACUUUAAUGUCUGUCUCUGAUUCUCAGAUUUCUAAAUGCUGCAGCAGUCUCGGCCCUAACUGCAAAACCAUGUCCUAACACUGAGGGGCAGAC
Molecule: messenger RNA, 2263 nt
Organism: Toxotes jaculatrix (banded archerfish)
Lineage: Eukaryota; Metazoa; Chordata; Actinopteri; Toxotidae
Gene: gckr
Product: glucokinase (hexokinase 4) regulator
Exons: 19
Coding region: 1-2097 (698 amino acids)
Biological process (GO): response to fructose; negative regulation of glucokinase activity; glucose homeostasis
Cellular component (GO): mitochondrion; cytosol; nucleoplasm
Molecular function (GO): enzyme inhibitor activity; enzyme binding; carbohydrate binding
Source: RefSeq, a predicted model, not a curated record